Molecule: messenger RNA, 941 nt
Organism: Lactuca sativa (garden lettuce)
Lineage: Eukaryota; Viridiplantae; Streptophyta; Magnoliopsida; Asterales; Asteraceae
Product: FCS-Like Zinc finger 14
Source: RefSeq, a predicted model, not a curated record
UUUAAAUUAUUAAUUUCCUAUUCUUCCUUUCUCUAUAAAACUUUCCCACAAUUCAUCCCCCAUUUCCUACUCUCUCUCUCUCUCUCUCUCUCUCUCUCUCUCUCUCAUAAUAAUUCACACACACAGUCCUGUGAUUCCAGUAUACGAUCAUGUCAGGCAAGAAGACAAGGCCGCUGAUCGGGAAGUUGUUAACCGCCGGCAACCGCUCCGGCUUUAUGGAAGCCGGUAGCAGUCCAAGAACUCCCUUGGACUUCAAAAUUCUGUCACCCAGAGGAAUCGUGACUUGUGAUGUGGGUGGGAUCGGACUUGGUAUAGUCGCCGCCCUCGAGAAAUCCGGUGACGAUAUCCAGUCGACUUCCCGGUGCAUCUCGAUUCCGGUAACUCAACCCCCAAAGUUCGAUGUCGAUGACGAAAGCUUGGAAGAAGAGUACACCAUAGUAACUCGUCACAUGCCAAACAAUUCAUAUACAAAAGUCUACGAUGGUGGAUUCGUAUACGAAGGAUACGUUAGAAGAAACAGCGGGAUGAAAGAAGAAGGUUGCUCCCUCUUCGACAUAUCUCCGGCGAGGGUACUUGAUGUAAAAGGACACCCAGAACCUGACUUUCUGAGUUUUUGUCAUCUGUGCAAGAAAAAACUCCAUGGGAAAGACAUUUAUAUGUACAGGGGAGAGAAAGCGUUUUGUAGUAUCGAGUGUAGAUGCAGGGAGAUUAGUAUGGAAGAAAUGAGAGAGAAACGUUGUGGAACUGAAGCGGUUUCAAGCUCUCCUUGCGGCGGUGAUCAUGUUCAUGGCCGGAUAUUUUCCACCGGAAUCUUCGCAAUUUAACCAAACUCUUUUCUUCUUCCACAAUUUUGUUAGAUUGUAAUCGGUAAUUAACCACCUGAAAGCUCUCAAUUUGAGCAUUUCAUUUGCAAAAAAUACGAACUUUACAAGAUUCCAUCA